Esox lucius (northern pike) is the source of this 1091-nucleotide messenger RNA. It is a transcript of the gene fdx1, whose product is annotated as ferredoxin 1. Gene Ontology annotation, molecular function: 2 iron, 2 sulfur cluster binding. The transcript is spliced from 4 exons. Gene Ontology annotation, biological process: positive regulation of oxidoreductase activity; P450-containing electron transport chain. Lineage: Eukaryota; Metazoa; Chordata; Actinopteri; Esociformes; Esocidae. The record is from RefSeq and is a predicted model, not a curated record. Bases 114 to 659 code for a protein of 181 amino acids. Gene Ontology annotation, cellular component: mitochondrion.
GGUUUUACGGUGAUAACGAUUCGCUCUGAACUGGGUGCACACACGUUCUGAACCUAUUCAUUAUUUUGCCACAACUGCUUGGGUAUUGGGUAUAUUUUCGAGGUCGUGGUAACAUGUCGGUUACGUCUGUGUUAAAACAGUUUUUUACUCAAUCGCACCGUUUGCUACGGUAUCGAAGGAAAAGUGCGGUUACGUUUCACGCACGGUCUAAGAUUUUUAUAACACCAUUCCUGCCCCAUUCGUAUGGCGGAAAUAAGGUACCACUCAGCACCGGUGCACAGCCACUGAGGUCGCAGGAGAAGGUGACAAUUCAUUUCAUUAAUCGUAACAGAGAAAAGAUCACCACUUCAGGUUCCACGGGCGACAGCCUUCUAGACCUGGUGGUCAACCAAAACCUAGAUCUGGAUGGCUUUGGUGCGUGCGAGGGCACCCUUGCCUGCUCUACCUGUCAUGUCAUCUUGGAUCAGAAGGUGUACGACCAGCUGGGGCCCAUCACUGAUGAGGAGAAUGACCUGCUAGACCUGGCCUAUGGCCUCAGUGACACAUCUCGUCUGGGUUGCCAAGUCUGCCUAUCCAGAGAUCUGGAGGGUAUAACAGUCUGCGUGCCAGACGGGGUGAACGACAUGAGAAGCUCUGAGGAUACUGGGCCUAAACUGUAAAAAGGGUUGUUUUAUACUGUAGUAUUUCAUAUAUAAAAAGAGGAAAGUAUUGUAUUCAUUAUUUUACUUUUCACAUACAAAUUGCAGCCUACUCUACUUGAUUUAAGGCAUUCGGAUAAAUGAUACCGUAAAUUCUCAAUAUAUACUUUGGAUAAACGUACUGUAAAUAUGUCAUUUUUCUCCAAAAGGUACUUUAAUUCCCACCUACUGAUUAUAGUGGCACUGGAGGGUGUUUGGCAUUGUUUUGUUUUUGUCUCAUUAACAUAUUUUUUAGGCAUUUUCUUUUCCAGAAUAUUAGUGUGAUUUUGUUACCACUAAGCGUUUAGUAAUGUAAUAAAUAGAUAGUAUCCAAAUGAUCCAAAUGAAGUAUCCACUUAAUUGUACAUGGUACAAACACUUUCUAUUGUUGAAAAUACUGAAAUAAAUUUAUUU